CGCCGGGCGGGCGGCAGGUACAGUGACCUGGAAUUAUGUUUUCCCGAAAUCACGUGCCUGGAAAUCGCCCAAUGUCGAGCAGGUGCCGGGAACUCCUAGAACUACCUGCAGGCAACAACAACAAAGCCUGAUUAAUCCAGGAACCGAAGUUUCUCUCCCUGAAUGUAUACCCAUCAGCUAUUGACAAACCAGAAGAUCUAGCAGUUAAAUACCUAGCUGCAGCUGAUAUUUGCACCACAGCCAUCCUUAUCGCUCGCCAUGGCUUUUGCAGCCGAACCAGACUUUGCAACGUUGCGCGCGAUUGUUAAAUGCAAGGUUGAUGACCAUGAAAAGCUCAAACCCCUUUUUAAAUACUUGCGAAGCGCCCGUGGAGAAGAGAGCAUUUACCUUUCUCAGGAAAAACUCAACCAAUUCAAAAUACACUUAUCAAGCAUGGACCUGGAACAAGGCGGACGGUUUUUUAAACCCGUUUCACAAUCUGAAUUCAACUCCUGGGACUAUGACGAGACCAUUUUGGAGGAGAUCAAGUGGGGUUCUGAGAGCUGGAAGAUGCGGGAUGCCGAAAAUAUUUUCAUGAUGUGCCGUGAACUUAUUCAUUCCGACCUGCCAGCAAAUCCGGAUGAGGAGUCCAGGCUAUUUCUCCAGAAUACGCCGUGGCGUCAUGUUGUUGUUCCUCACACGCGAAUGGGAGGUAACCUUGGCAACUCUUCUCCCGAUGAACUAACAGACUGGCUACCCCAGAUAGAGCUAGACGUCUACGAGAGCCGUCCUUCUGAUAGUCAUGUCAUCUCGUUUUCUACACAUGGCCUUCGCCCCGAUAAAAGCAUGGAAUCAAAGCUUGCUCGCAGCGAGAUAUUGGUGGGCCUCGAUAUAAUGAUGCAACGGAUGCUAUGGCUCCCACAUAUCACAAACCAUAUCUUCCCAGUACUUAUGAUUUCAUUCUUUAACCGACAAGUCCGUGCUAAUGAAGUAUACCUUGAAAAUGGGAUGUUGCACUUCAAUUGUACCCCCUUCAUUAACUUGGAGACGUUCGAUAAAUAUAAAUACGAGCUACUAGCUCGGUGGUCAGUGAGUCAACCGAUUGGUGAAACAACUACAUACCCAAAUUUACAAAAGAUGCCCGAUGAUUUCGAAAAAUUCAUAAACCUAGGAGACAGUACGCGGAAGGCCAAGAAGAAACCUCCAAAACCAACACCGAAACCAGCGAUCAAGAGACUCGAAGAACUUAAGAGAAUAUAACCUAAUGCUUCCUCACAAAUAUUGAGCAAUGUUAUUCUGGGGCCUUUUUUGACUUUUCAUGUCUUAAAUGAGAUUGGGAAGGGGGGGAAGGAUUGGGGGACAAGUAAUUGGGGUUAAUUGGGGUUAUGUUUUGGUACAAUUACUUUGGAUACGUCUGUAAUAAUUUUUAUACCCCUUUUCAGUAUGGAUGUUUUCCGAGUAGAACUAUGGCGUCGGCAAGAAUUCAGGAACCUUGAGUUAAUAAAUAGACUUAAUGA
This is a messenger RNA of Trichophyton rubrum CBS 118892, 1496 nucleotides long. RefSeq lists its product as uncharacterized. The transcript has 3 exons. Lineage: Eukaryota; Fungi; Ascomycota; Eurotiomycetes; Onygenales; Arthrodermataceae. The record is from RefSeq and is a predicted model, not a curated record. The coding region runs from base 259 to 1239 and encodes 326 amino acids.